Molecule: messenger RNA, 1593 nt
Organism: Carassius auratus (goldfish)
Lineage: Eukaryota; Metazoa; Chordata; Actinopteri; Cypriniformes; Cyprinidae
Product: serine/threonine-protein kinase NIM1-like
Exons: 4
Coding region: 17-1384 (455 amino acids)
Biological process (GO): intracellular signal transduction; protein phosphorylation; microtubule cytoskeleton organization
Cellular component (GO): cytoplasm
Molecular function (GO): tau-protein kinase activity; ATP binding
Source: RefSeq, a predicted model, not a curated record
AGUAAAAGAGGUUGUCAUGCUGUUCUCUAUGUCCAUUCAUACAGACACCAGCAUGAAGGAUCCACAGCUUCCAGGUACCAAAACACUAAAUGUCUGGGCGAAGAGACGUGGGAAAAAAGGCAAGAAUGAGCCAGCGGCCCAACCUGCCCAGAAGGAAGCAGAAACACGCAAGUCUCCAGCGCUGACGCCUGAACAACGAGCGAAGCAGACGGCCUUCGAGAGGGUCCUGUAUGACAUGUCCCACAAUGACCAGGUCAUCAGUGACAUCAUGCUGGGCCGCAGGAUUGCUUUCUACGAUCUCAGAGGAGAAAUAGGCACUGGGAAUUUCUCCCAGGUUAAACUGGGCGUUCACGCUUUGACUAAAGAGCGUGUUGCAGUAAAGAUCCUCAAUAAAGCACGUCUCGACAAGAAGUCACAGAAUCUAUUUACCUCAGAGAUCAUCUGCAUGGAAAAACUCUCCCAUCCGAACAUCGUGCGUCUGUAUGAGGUGCUCGAGACCAGUAAGCAUUUGUACUUAGCAAUGGAGUACGGCAGCGGAGGAGACCUGUUCUCACGCAUCACCAGCAGCGGCCGCCUGACAGACCUGGAGAGCAAGCUCAUCUUCGCCCAGAUCAUCUCAGCCAUCAAAUACAUGCAUGAAAACAACAUCAUCCAUCGCGACCUGAAAGCAGAAAAUAUUUUUUACACCACAUGCUACUGCAUCAAAGUGGGUGACUUUGGUUUCAGUGUUGUCAGUGAGCCGACCGAAACGCUGAACACGUUUUGUGGCUCCCCGCCGUAUGCGGCGCCUGAGCUGUUCAGAGACAAAAGCUACGUGGGCCGUUAUGUGGACAUCUGGGCGCUGGGCGUCCUACUCUACUUCAUGGUGACGGCCACAAUGCCUUUCUUUGCUGACAACUUAGGCCGACUGAAACGCUGCAUCCUGCAGGGGGCGUACAGCAUCCCGCCCUACGUCCCUGAGUCCUGCCAACUGGCCAUCAAAGGCAUGCUGAGACCCGUACCUGUGGACCGGACCACUGUGUCACAGCUGAUGGUAUGCUCCUGGCUGAGGGGCAUCGAAUACCCCAAACCCUAUCCUGCUUUCAGCGCGACGCCCAAUUACCUAGCUGACCCUGCCAAGAGUCUGUGUGUGGAGGAACAGGAAGUGAAGUCGGCCCUGAGCGAGCUGGGCAUCAGUGGCACACACCUGCAGAAUAACACCUGCACUGACUGUCGCAGCCCAAUAACAGGAAUUUAUCGUAUCCUGCUGCACCGCAUCCAGAAGAGGAGAUCCGUGGAAGCGGUAGGAUAUUCCGCCCUGUACCCGGAGGAUUUCAGUAGCAAGAAAUACUGCAGCAACAACACUGCUAAGCACAAUCCUUCUGCAGUGUGUAACGUCUUAUGAACAGUGUGGGGGGUUACGCAUUACAAGUAACUAGUAAAGUAAAGUAAAAAAAAAAAUAUAAAAAGUAACGCAGGUUACUUUGUUUUCCCAUUUAUUGACUGACAAGUCUUCUGUCCCCACAUUGGGAGAAAUCAGAAGUACUGAGGCGUUGUGUGUUCUGUGUGAACAUGAUGUAGUUCUACACUGAAUGUGAAUGUGCAUUAAUUCAU